UAACACUGCGCCCCUUUACUCAAUUAGUAUUUACAUUUUUUUCAAUUGGAACGCUGAUAAAAGGUGAAUUAAAUUGUUGCAUCGCAGGCGAAAACAGGACCAAAUGGACUCAGCACAGGAAGACGGGGUCUGCACGGAUAUAUUUCUGGUCACAGCCAAUGUUGGCAGCCUGUUCGAGGAUCCGGAGAGACUUCUGCAGCUAUGGCUCCACGAAUUCCUCGCCAAGAUAUCCAUCGUUCAGCCUAAAUUCCUGGCACUUCAUCUCCAGGAAGUGGGCGGAAAGACCUACGAGAAGUCCAUGGAGUACGUCCAGGAGUUCAUCAAAUGCCUCUGCGAUGCCCCCGAAAUGGCCCAAUUCACCUGCGUACACAUCUUCAUGGACGAGGACUUCAAGUCGGCCGAGCACUUUACGGCCCUUGGAAGUCUUUACUUUGUCCACCAGGAUGUUGCCUCUUUGAAAAUAUGGAAUUUCUUAACCCACAGUUGGGAGGAAAGUCUCCAAGAUAUUAAAGAUAAACAUAUAUAUUCCGGAAAUAUUGAAACUAUUGCCACCAAAGAAAAGUCUAAAUUCCCACAGCAUUUCUUUCCGGAAUGUAAAUGGUCCCGAAAAGGUUUUAUGCGAACACGAUGGGAAGUCAAUGGCACAGUCAUCGAUCUAGUCAACAUUCACUUAUUCCACGAUGCCUCCAAUUUGGCUGCCUGUGAGAAUUUUCCUUCUGUUUAUUGUAAGACGCGGAGAAGAGCCUUAGUUCAUACUAUUGAAAGGUUCCAUUUGGACGAGCAGAAUGGCACUGUGCCAUUUUUCGUCUUUGGGGAUUUUAAUUUUAGAUGUGACACGGAAGGAGUUGUGAAAGAACUAACUGAGAACUUGACUCCUCAUCGCGUUCAAAAUGUGAAGAAUGAAAACGAUAAGAUCCAUUAUCGCAACUCAACUGGAAACAACGUACUUACUGUUGGAAAAAAAGAAUUUAGUCAUGCCGACCAUCAACUCAAAUUUAAAGAAGACUGGCUCAAGAAGUUUGACAGAGAGCUGGAGCCACUUAAAGACAUCCUAGUCGAGUAUCCCAUUAAGUUUGUGCCGUCAUAUCCGUUCGAAGAGGAUCCAGAAAUGCCCACCGACUAUAUGUCCACCCGCUGUCCGGCUUGGUGUGAUCGGAUUCUGAUGAGUCCCCAAGUCCAUGAGAUUAUUCGGAGCGAUGAUUGGACAUACGGAAUGAUUGGUGAAGCUGUCUGCAUGGGCGACCACAAGCCUGUUUACUUAACUGUCCGUCUUAAACCAAACAAAGGUACUUAUAGAUCUUGUGAUUGCAACUACACGAAUACUUACGCCAACGCACCCAACAAAAUCUCAACAUCAUCACCUCUGCCCGCAGUCAAACUGAAAUAUUGUCCCUAUUCGAAUAAGCUCUUUGAGGAUAUAGCCACCAAUUCAAAGCUGAUCAAUGAGACGGAGGCUCGCAAUACGUACAAUUCUCUGAAAAUUAGUCAAGAUGGGGAGGAGGAGGCUAGUAAAUCGCCCUCCUCGAACUUCCCAAACAUUAGUAUUAACAUAAUUGAUUCCGAUAAUAUCUGCAUGUGCUUGUGCGCACACCUUUCUAGUAAUAGUCUGCUCCAGUUGGACGAUACCAGCCGAACUGGCGAAGCCAUCUGUCCCAUGUGCCGAAACAUAAUCAAGAAACAGCCCGUGGCUCACCGGUAUAAGCUGCUGUCCAAGCGAUUGAUGCUAACACAGGAUAUAAUAAUCAAUCGCAUCGACACGCAGCACUUGAGCACGGACUCUGAGGGACGGCAGUACGAAGAUCCCUACACGCCAGAGAGCACUGAGUCCCAUUCGCCGUAUCCGGAGGUCACUAGCUCGUGCACCUCCACCUCCAGCAGUUCACGUAGUCCCCUAGAAGGCAGACUAGCGCUGGAUAGAAAAUCAGAGAGCAAAGCUGGUGAAUCGGACAUAUCGACCUGUCCCGAGGUGGCUGAAAAACCCCCUCCAAGGGGAGCCGUUCCCCCUGGUCAGCUUAAAUCCCGGCUAGAGAAUCUUAAGCGCUUGUCCAUCAAAGACGAGGAGGACAGCACAGUUGAUGAGCCGGCGGCGGCGGUGGUGGGUGAUGUUGAUCAAGUUGUCAAGUUGCCAAAACGCAGCUCUCGUGUUAUUCCUAUGUGUUGCCCUUCAGAUCCCACCGGAAUAUCAAAGUUGCCGGAGAGCUUGGCAAACUUGGUGAACCAAGCGCUGAACGACGACAGUCUGUGGAUGGAGCAGUCCGUCGUCGAGGAUUCGAGUGCCAAAUCACGCUACAUCUUGAUGAAGAAGGCAGCCACAAGUCCCUGCAAAGAAGACCCCGAUGAAGCCGGGGCAUCGUUGGACAUCAAGGGAGAUGGACUCGAUACAGAGAGUGCAAUGCUGCUGAAGGAAACAACCGUCUGAGCUGCUAAGCUUCGAAUCUAUCAACUAAUGCCAGCUGAGCCAAUAACUUGUACCGUGUGGUUUUGUGUUAUGUACCUGUUAUGUUAAACGCGUCCAAUAUGAGCUAUUUAUUUGUCACACCGCCAAGACAUGUGGGAGAAGCAGUCGCAGUAAUAAAAUAUACAUACGUGGUA
Messenger RNA from Drosophila elegans, 2592 nucleotides. It is a transcript of the gene 5PtaseI, whose product is annotated as inositol polyphosphate-5-phosphatase A. Gene Ontology annotation, molecular function: inositol-polyphosphate 5-phosphatase activity. Gene Ontology annotation, biological process: phosphatidylinositol dephosphorylation. Bases 104 to 2419 code for a protein of 771 amino acids. The transcript has 9 exons. NCBI's taxonomy places the organism in Eukaryota, Metazoa, Arthropoda, Insecta, Diptera, Drosophilidae. The record is from RefSeq and is a predicted model, not a curated record.